AUGCAAGAGGCACCCAAUUGCGCUCCUCAACUGCCACUCCGUCACUCACCGACUCCUGUGCUUGUCUCGCCGCUCCCCAACUCCACAGCUCUCGAAGCACUGCAAAAAAUCGGUGGAAGCGGUCAAGUAGAGGGCUGCGAAACUUUGCACUCCACGAGUGCUGCAACACAGGGACAGGCCUGCUCUCAAAUGCUGGCCUGUGGCCUCCACUGCAAGUUGCGCUCAACUUAA
Hydatigera taeniaeformis is the source of this 231-nucleotide messenger RNA. The record is from the annotation of a GenBank genome assembly. NCBI's taxonomy places the organism in Eukaryota, Metazoa, Platyhelminthes, Cestoda, Cyclophyllidea, Taeniidae.